Penicillium oxalicum is the source of this 828-nucleotide messenger RNA. RefSeq names its product putative HAD superfamily hydrolase. The transcript has 2 exons. Bases 1 to 828 code for a protein of 275 amino acids. Gene Ontology annotation, molecular function: phosphatase activity. The record is from RefSeq and is a predicted model, not a curated record. Lineage: Eukaryota; Fungi; Ascomycota; Eurotiomycetes; Eurotiales; Aspergillaceae.
AUGGCGCGCCCAGAUACAGACUUCCCGGCAAUCCGUGCCUGCAUUUUUGAUUUGGACGGGCUUCUCAUCAACUCCGAAGAUAUGAUCACGCUGGCCACGAACCAGCUCCUCGAGCAAUAUGGAAGGCCCCCUUUCACUGCGUCAAUUAGAGCCCAGCUUAUGGGCAUCCCAGACUCGACAAAUAGCGACGUAUUCCAUAACUGGGCGAAGGUGCCCAUCUCCCGUGAACAGUUCGCCUGUGAAUUGAAAGCCCGAAUGCGAAAGAACUUCCAGAACUGCACACCACUUCCAGGUGCGGAGACACUUCUGUUGAACCUCAGUCGCGCACGUAAUGCUUCUGGGGACAGGAUUGAGUUAGCAUUGGCGUCCAGCACCAAAAGCCAAAGCUUCGAAUUGAAAAUUUCGAGGCCGGAAACGAAACAAUUAUUAGGCUACUUUCAGCCCGACAGACGUGUCCUUGGUGAUGACUCGCGGGUACGACAGGGUCGGGGAAAGCCGGCGCCUGACAUAUACUUAGUUGCAUUGCAAACGCUGAAGUCAGACAUAAACGCGACGCCCAUCUUGCCCAGCGAAUGUUUGGUGUUCGAGGAUAGUGUGGCUGGAGUAGAGGCUGGAAGACGAGCCGGGAUGAGGGUCAUUUGGGUACCGCAUCCAGAUGUUGCUACCGAAUACCAGGCAAGGCAGAAGGAUGUCUUGGCCGGGAGGACGGAGAUGAUAAAUGGGGGAGACAAUACGGGAGUACGAGAGGUUGAUGAUGGCUGGGCUGAAACCAUAUCAAGCCUGGAGGAAUUCAACUACGAGAAGUACGGUCUUGACGUGCAAUUUUGA